Molecule: messenger RNA, 3821 nt
Organism: Anopheles cruzii
Lineage: Eukaryota; Metazoa; Arthropoda; Insecta; Diptera; Culicidae
Gene: P5CDh1
Product: delta-1-pyrroline-5-carboxylate dehydrogenase, mitochondrial
Exons: 5
Coding region: 570-2291 (573 amino acids)
Cellular component (GO): mitochondrial matrix
Molecular function (GO): L-glutamate gamma-semialdehyde dehydrogenase (NAD+) activity
Source: RefSeq, a predicted model, not a curated record
GCCACUUGUCGUCGUCAGUCCGUCUUUUCAUUCCUGGCUUGGUCGAUCUCCGUCGGUGCUGACUCUCGGGUUGCUCGGUCCGGUCCCAGUGUGCUCCGUCUCGGUGGUGCGUAUAGCGUGAGCAGUGGAGAGCGGAGUAGUGCUAAGUGGUGGCAGAUCUAGUUGGCGGUGGUUGGUUACGACUUACGUAAUUUUCGCCACAGAACUAUCGCGAAACCGUCCGUCGAACGCACGGCGACGCGUGUGUCCGGUGGUGCAGAGCAGUGUUGUGUAGCGAGUCCUAGUGCCAUCAAAACAGAGCAGAGUGCCCCGCAGAGUGUGUGCUAUCGAUCGGUUCGCUGUCGAAAUCAGGCCGACGAUUGCUGCAGAUCUGACAAAGUUGUUUCAACCCCCCAAACACACACACACGCGUCCGCGAGUGCAGCAGUCACGUAAUCACGUGAAAAACAAAGCGAAGAGAGCGCCAAUUAGAGGAAAGACCUGCAACCGAUACGCCGCGCAACAGGGAUCCUGCGAGGAGCAUAAAAUAGUGACCGCCCGAAACCGCCGCCAGGAGCAGCAGCCCAACAAUGUUCACCGUGUGCAAGAGUUCCGCCACGGCAACGUUGGUCGCCAGUAUGCAAAGGUAUGGCCUCAGAGCAUUUAGUUCUUCGGUACUCUCGAGCCCCAAACUUCCCGAGUUCCCGCUCGAAAAUGAACCGGUGCUCGAGUAUAAGAAAGGCUCAAAGGAACGCACCGAGCUAGAGGCAGCCCUAAAGAAGACAGCGGCCAAAAUGGAGGACGUACCGAUCAUCAUUGGCUCGGAAGAGCUUCGCACCAAGGAGGUGCGACACCAGGUGAUGCCGCACAAUCACAAACACAAACUGGCUCAGUUCUACUGGGCGGACAAGAAGCUGGUGCCGAAAGCGAUCAAAACGGCCACUGAAACGCAGGUCAAAUGGGACCGUACGCCGCUGGAUGAGCGUAUCCGCAUUUGGCAAAAGGCGGCCGAUCUGAUGGCGGGACCCUAUCGGCAGGAGCUCAAUGCUGCCACCAUGCUGGGUCAAGCGAAAACCGUUAUCCAGGCCGAAAUCGAUUCUGCCGCCGAACUGAUCGACUUUAUUCGCAUGAACACUUACUAUCUCAAGGAAGCGACCAAGUACCAACCGAUCAGCGAGAACGCCAAGGUGACGAAGAAUUCCAUUCGAUUCCGUGGCAUCGACGGGUUCAUAGCCGCAGUCAGUCCAUUCAAUUUCACUGCCAUCGGCGGAAAUCUGGCCUACACGCCGGCCCUCAUGGGCAACGGUGUGCUAUGGAAACCGUCCGACACUGCCCUGCUUUCGAACUAUGUAAUUUUCAAGAUUAUGCGCGAAGCCGGUGUACCUCCAGGGGUGGUAAACUUUGUCCCCACGGACGGGCCCGUCUUUGGCGAUACCAUCACAGCGUCCCCGCAUCUGGCCGGCAUCAACUUUACCGGUUCCGUACCAACGUUCAAUCGGUUGUGGCGUCAAGUAGGCGAGAACAUCAAUAUCUACAACAAUUUCCCGCGACUGAUCGGAGAGUGCGGCGGCAAGAACUAUCACUUCGUGCACCCGUCAGCUGACGUUGAAUCGGUUGUGAACGGUACCAUACGCUCAUCGUUUGAGUUUUGUGGCCAAAAGUGUUCCGCUUGCUCGCGCAUGUACGUUCCGGAGUCGUUGUGGCCGAAGGUGAAGGACGGUUUGCUGAAGCUUCGUGAUACACUUAAGGUGGGUGAUGUGACCGACUUCAGCAGUUUCACGUCGGCCGUCAUUGACGACAAGGCGUUUGCCAGAAUCAAAUCCUAUGUCGACCACGCACGCAGCUCGAAAAACCUCACCAUUCUCGGUGGUGGCCAGUGUGACGACAGUAAAGGUUUCUUCAUUCAACCGACGAUCGUGCAAUCGACUGAUCCAAUGGAUCGCAUCAUGACGGAGGAAAUCUUUGGUCCGGUUUUGUCAAUCUACGUGUACAAGGAUAAAGAUGUCGACAGUGCGGUCAAGCUUGUCGGCAACUCGACCCGAUUCGCACUGACAGGUGCCGUUUUCGCGCAAGAUGUAGCGUUCCAAAAGCGAGCACUGGAAGAGUUCAAGAUGACAGCGGGUAAUUUCUACAUCAAUGAUAAGUCUACCGGAUCAGUGGUCGGUCAGCAACCUUUCGGUGGUGGCCGUAUGUCUGGUACAAACGAUAAAGCCGGCGGACCGCACUACGUCCUCCGGUGGGCAACACCACAGUCCAUCAAGGAAACCUUCGUUCCGCUGAAGGACAUUGACUAUCCCUACAUGCGCGAGUAAAGGUACUUGCAAGAAGCUGGAGUUGACUGUUGGCGUGGAGUUGUUCGAAACUAGUAAACAAAAAUCAACAGAUACAUCCAAAAAAUCCAUACACCAAGAAGGGAACUAUUAGACCAUCAACUCAUACCCGUAACUAUGAGUAUUUCCUUUCGUUUGCUUAUCGUUUCCAUUGGGUUGUAUCCCGAUGCAUUUUGUUAUGUGAUUUUUCUCUACUUUGUUGCUCUUAGUUUGUUCUCCUCUGUAGGCUACAGGGUCAACAUCGUCCCCUCGGCGGGCUACAGAUUGAAGACGUCAAUCACACAAAAUUCCCACUAAAUCGUUUCCCAAUUUACCUGAAUUGUUAUUGGUUUUCGUUCGAAUCUCACACGUUAUGGUUCGGAUUGUUUUUUUUAGGCAGUAUAUGUUUUAUUACGGUUGUAGGUUUUUGUCUGUAAUCUCUCCCGGAACAAAAGAUCACUAUAUCAAUCAAACAAAUCCAGAUGUAUGCAAAAAUGGAAUGGCGAGCGAUGCUGGAAACAUCUCGCGAAGAAAAUAGCACACCGCUACUGUUAGCUAAUAUUUGACAAUACAAACAAGCUUCAUUAUUUACCCUGGCCGUGGGGACAGGAUUUAAUGCGGCGGCGGCAGCGGGUGGCUGUUAUGAAGAAUUAAGAACGACAUUUGAAUUACGAGCGCAAUACUGAGCAUUACUGAUGGUAGGGUACGGUGACGGAAAAUUCGUGAUAUACUUUUUUUGUUUUGUUUCUAACUGCUCUACAACUCGUGGCAAUGUCCCAGAGAAUGUCGCAGAGCAUUGAGCGCGUUCCUAUUGAGUGUGGACUCUUUAUUUUUGCUGUCUGUAGAUGCUUUCUCUUCGUCAUAAUACGACCGUCAACGGUGUCAUUUUUAUGUGAUCAAUUGCACGCCGAUGCACGCACCCAUUCAUCUGUUCAGAUGACGUUAGGUGCUUAGUAUUUAGCAAAACUGAAAAAAAUCAAUAAUAGUAAACUAAGGCGGUCUGAUGAGAACGAUGGGAGAACAACGUAUCACUGCGCCGGGAUCGGUUUAUUUCGCAAACGAUCGUACGGUGCAUUCGAAGGCCAAUGGAAAAAAAAAUCUAAAUAACGAUUGUUGAGAAGCAUUAGUAGCACUAUAUAAUCAGUUUGAGACUCAUUACACCCCAACUACAUGUGUAUGGAAUGUUGACAGAACAUGGGCAAUAGCCAAAUAAUACCAAAAACAAAUCCGGGUUAUAAAUACCUGGUCGGAGCAGUUAAUCAUCCGAUCUGAUCAUCCCUCGAAGCGCGCCCUUCAAGCCGUCGGCCGCAAACCACUCGCUAACUCUGCAUUGGCCGUUUGAUGAACAAUCAAACAGUAUCAUAAACGUAGCGUAAGAAACGGGAGAAGAAAAACGUCGAAAAACAAUGAUUGGAAAGUUGCAAAAUAUCGAUACAUUAAGUUAAUAAAUGUUUUAAAAUUAAAUCGUUCCGUUUCAAUUAUUUAUUUUGUGUUUCCCUUUUCGCUGGUCCAAUAUUAUGUUACGUUCACUAA